Rotaria sordida is the source of this 1311-nucleotide messenger RNA. Lineage: Eukaryota; Metazoa; Rotifera; Eurotatoria; Philodinida; Philodinidae. The record is from the annotation of a GenBank genome assembly.
AUGAAUUUUUUAUUUCGUCAACAACGUACAUUUAAACCUCAUCGAAAUAUACCAGAAGGUACAAAACAACAUGAUUUAAUGAAGCAUGCACAAAAUACUUUAGGAAGUGGAAAUUUACGUUUAGCUGUACAAUUACCCGAAGGAGAAGAUCUUAAUGAAUGGAUUGCUGUUAAUAUUGUUGAUUUUUUUAAUCAAAUAAAUAUGCUUUAUGGUACAAUAACUGAAUUUUGCACAGAAACAACAUGUGUUUUAAUGACAGCUGGACCAAAAUAUGAAUAUCAUUGGGCUGAUGGUCAAACAAUAAAAAAACCUAUAAAAUGUUCAGCACCACGUUACAUUGAUUAUUUAAUGUCAUGGGUACAAGAUCAACUUGAUGAUGAAUUAAUAUUUCCAUCAAAAAUAGGUGUACCAUUUCCAAAAAAUUUUCUUUUAAUAUCUAAAACAAUAUUAAAACGUUUAUUUCGUGUUUAUGCACAUAUAUAUCAUCAACAUUUUAAAGAAGUUGUUAUGCUUAAAGAAGAAGCACAUUUAAAUACAUCAUUUAAACAUUUUGUUUAUUUUAUACAAGAAUUUUCAUUAGUUGAAAAAAAAGAAUUAGCACCAUUACAAGAAUUAAUUGAUCGUUUAACAACAAAAGAUCAUUAUCAAAGAUUAAAAUAUCAAAGAAAGAGAAAAAAAAAUUUUUUUUUUAUGUCUGAUAUUGAAGAUAUGAGUUUUAGUCUCUUAAAUAAAUCUCAUAAUCAUCUAUUAACUUAUCGUGCAUUUGAACAAGUACGUCUUAUUGCUCUUCGUCAUUAUUGGAUACCAAAUUCUAUAAUUUUUCAUAUACAAAAUGAUGAUUCUCAAUAUGCAUUAGAAUUUUCAUUAGAAACAUCUAAUGAACAUUAUUAUUUAUAUAUACCAUGGAAUGUUGAUGAUUUUACAAUAAAAUGUCAUAUAUCAUGUCGAAAAUUAGCUGAUGAUGGUUAUGCAUGGACAAUACGUAUGCUUGAUAGAAUAUUAAGAUUAUUAUGUGAUCAUUGUCCUGGUUUAUUUCAACUUGAAUAUAAAAAUGGUUUAUUUGGUCGACAAAAUAAUCGUUUAAUUAUUUAUAAUGGUCUUGCUAAUCUUUGUCCAAUGGAUUAUAGUCAUUGGAAACAACGUGUACAAUUACAAUAUGAUCGUUUAAGUCCAACAAGACAAACAACAACAAUAUUAGCUGAUAUUGAACAAACAAAUAAUGGAAAUGAAUAUGGUAUACGUUCAAUUAAAUAUCAAACACUUGGUCAUGGAAAAAUACUUAAUGAAACUUAUUAUGAUUGGUAUGUGUGA